Molecule: messenger RNA, 1272 nt
Organism: Manihot esculenta (cassava)
Lineage: Eukaryota; Viridiplantae; Streptophyta; Magnoliopsida; Malpighiales; Euphorbiaceae
Product: cyclin-dependent kinase B2-2
Exons: 8
Coding region: 92-1030 (312 amino acids)
Biological process (GO): signal transduction; G1/S transition of mitotic cell cycle; protein phosphorylation
Cellular component (GO): nucleus; cytoplasm; cyclin-dependent protein kinase holoenzyme complex
Molecular function (GO): ATP binding; cyclin binding; cyclin-dependent protein serine/threonine kinase activity
Source: RefSeq, a predicted model, not a curated record
GUCAAGAAUCCCCUCAACGGGUUUCAUAUACAUUCUGCGUCUAUUGCUUCCUCGUUAUUCUAAUUUCUAAUACCAUCAAAGAGAGAAGAGAAUGGAGAGACCACCAACAACUAUGUCUGUAAUGGAGGCAUUUGAGAAAUUAGAGAAGGUAGGAGAGGGAACUUACGGGAAGGUGUACAGAGCAAGAGAGAGGGCAACCGGCAAGAUCGUUGCCCUCAAGAAGACUCGUCUUCACGAAGAUGAUGAAGGAGUCCCUCCCACUACUCUCCGCGAAGUCUCCAUCUUGCGUAUGCUCUCUAGGGAUCCUCACGUCGUCAGAUUGAUGGAUGUCAAACAAGGCCUGAACAAAGAAGGCAAGACAGUACUCUACUUGGUUUUUGAGUACAUGGACACCGAUCUUAAGAAAUUUAUCCGAAGUUUCCGCCAAACUGGAGAGAAUAUUUCAGUGAAAAUUGUUAAGACCUUGAUGUAUCAACUGUGCAAGGGAGUUGCUUUCUGCCAUGGGCAUGGAAUCUUACACAGGGAUCUUAAGCCUCAUAACCUCUUGAUGGACAGAAAGACAAUGAUGCUUAAGAUUGCAGAUCUAGGGCUAGCUCGAGCGUUUACUCUUCCUAUCAGAAAGUAUACUCAUGAGAUAUUGACCUUGUGGUACAGAGCUCCUGAAGUUCUUUUAGGGGCUACCCAUUACUCAACUGCAGUGGAUAUGUGGUCUGUAGGUUGUAUAUUCGCUGAACUGGUCACAAAGCAAGCACUUUUCCCUGGGGAUUCAGAAUUGCAACAGCUCCUGCAUAUAUUCAGACUAUUGGGUACGCCAAAUGAAGAAGUGUGGCCAGGAGUAAGCAAAUUGGUCAACUGGCAUGAGUAUCCCCAGUGGAGUCCCCAGAGUCUGUCAUCAGCUGUUCCAAAUUUGGAGAAGGAUGGAUUAGAUCUAUUAGGAAAUAUGUUGCAAUAUGAACCUUCAAAGCGCAUCUCAGCAAAGAAAGCUAUGGAGCACCCUUACUUUGAUGAUCUGAACAAGGCUAUUCUUUGAAGAAGCAGUAUAAUAGUUGGAAUGCCAGGUGUUGGCAACGGAAAUUCUCUAUUGAAAGUCUAUUUGCUUCCCUCGAGCAUACUAAGUGUUCCUACGUCUUGUAACGGUUUGGAUAACUUAGCAAUUUAAAUCCAAUGACAUCAUUUUAUUGUUGCACAAUUUGUUGCAUAUAUGAAUUGAUGCCUUAAUAUGUUGUAGAAAAAGAACGUGAAUUUAACUCGAUAUUCUCCUGUUAUAUGAAA